CUAGUGAAGGGAAUCACUUCCGGUACAGGAGGCGGAGUGAGGCAGCCGGCGCACAAUGGCUGCUCCAGUAGUGGAGAUAUUGGGCUCUGAUGAAGAGGAGGAGCUGCGGGCGAAGGCCCGGGGGAGGCCGAGGCUGGCGGAUACAGACCGGGUGCGGCGGAGGUUGGAGUCGCGGAAGAAGUAUGACUGCAGGCGGGUGUACCUGGGGGAGGUGCAUGGUGCCUGGGUGCUGCGGAGGGAGAGAGGCGGCGGGAUGACAGAGGCAGGCGGGGAGCCGUGGAGCGAUGCCAAGCUGGCGGCUUAUCUACUGGCCCUGGAGAGGCAUGGGAAACCCUGCGAGACGCUCCAGCCUGGGAAGCUGCCCAAAAACAGGCGAAGACGCUGUGUGAACAGUUUGCUGAGCCUAGCGACCUGGUACCAUGCCCACAGGACCCACUGCCCCCACGAGCCUGCCCUGUCUGAGCUGGACACAAGUCAUGUUCUGUACACUACAGCAGUGUGGCAAUGCCAGGAGGGGCACCGAUACUUCCAGGACCUGCGCUGCCCCCUCAAAGCAAUAAGCCAGAGAGGCUGCGAUGAUGGUGCCAGUUCUGAUGAUUCUUCCUCAAGCACGCCCCCUGUGGAGCAGUCGCCCGAAGUCUAUCACGUGGAACACCCAGUGCAUGCCGGCUUCCCCCACCUCUCUGAGAGCGUCAUCGAAUCUGGGGCACAGACUUCUGAGAGCUCAGAGACUGUAGUGUGUGUCCCCAUAGGAUCAGAUGAAGGGGCACUAUUUGGGGGGGUAUCUCAGGAGGAACUGGGGCAUGUGGUGGCUGCAAGCUGCCCCUCUCAGGUGAUCAUUAUCGCUGGUCCUGGGUAUGAGGCACUGACAGCUGAAGGAAUCCAUCUAAAUGUGGCAGAUGGAGAUGGGGAAGAACAUGAGACUUGCACAGCAAUGGAGGCCGUGUCUGCAUAUACACGAACGCACCCUGAAAAUGCUAGGAGCUUAGUGACAGUGCAAGAGGAAGAUGAGGAAGCAGAGUUCCACCCACAGCAGGUAGAGGCAGGAGGACAUGUAGCAGAGAUCUACCACCAUAUAUCCUAUGAUGAGUCUGUACAUGACCAGUAUGAUGAAGAAGAUGAUGAUGAAGAUGAUGAUGAUCCGGAGCUUGUAGAAGACCCUGACUACACAUCAGAUUAUACACCGCACCCCCAAAAGGAGCCUGCAAAGAAGAAAAGCCGCCCUAACCGGGUACGGAAAGACGAUGGUGUUCUUGAGAUGUACCACUGCCAGUAUGAGGGGUGUUCACAGGUGUACAGGGCUCUCAGCAGCUUCCAGAACCAUGUCAAUCUGGUCCACAAAAAGGGCAGAACGAAAGUGUGUACUGAACCCGGCUGUGGGAAAAGCUUCUACCUGACCAAUCACCUGCGCCGACACAUGCUCAUACACACAGGGGAACGGGAUUUUAUCUGUGAAACGUGCGGGAAAUCCUUCAAAAGGAAAAGUCACCUGCAGGUCCACAAAAGAACCCACACCGGGGAGACCCCCUUGCAGUGUGAGGUGUGCGGGUACCAGUGCAGGCAGCGGGCCUCCCUGAACUGGCACAGGCGGAAGCACCGGGAAGAGAUCAGUUACAGCUUCUCCUGUGAGUACUGCGGCAAGCGCUUUGAGAAGAAGGAGAGCGUGAAGUUCCAUAAGCUGAAGAGUCACCCCGAUGAGAAGCCCACCUGAGGCGGCGGCUGGGGGGCUCACCCUUCCACUUGGCUUCCAUUGGAUGCAGACUGUGUAUAGCCAUCAGUAUGGGCCAGCCAGGCGCCUACCCUCCAUGUGUGAAUGAAGGGACAUGGCGUAGUUGUAGCACUACCAGGAGGGGGCGUUGCAGGCUCCCCCACAUCACUCCCUAGAUUGCUUCCCCACUUAGUGUUAGCGGAGGGGUGUGAGGCACUGGAGCAGAACUGCCCUGCACUAGAGGACGCCUAUGAAUCCCACCCUGGCCUACUUGAAGUGCCUGUUUCCCACCCCUGCUUUUGUUAAACUGCCCGGUAUUUAUUAUUUCUACUGAUGUUCAGUAUUAGUUCAUUAAAAACAAUUUUCCCAGCA
Molecule: messenger RNA, 2080 nt
Organism: Xenopus tropicalis (tropical clawed frog)
Lineage: Eukaryota; Metazoa; Chordata; Amphibia; Anura; Pipidae
Gene: znf653
Product: zinc finger protein 653
Exons: 9
Coding region: 56-1711 (551 amino acids)
Biological process (GO): regulation of transcription by RNA polymerase II
Cellular component (GO): nucleoplasm; nucleus
Source: RefSeq, a predicted model, not a curated record